Molecule: messenger RNA, 834 nt
Organism: Microthlaspi erraticum
Lineage: Eukaryota; Viridiplantae; Streptophyta; Magnoliopsida; Brassicales; Brassicaceae
Source: the annotation of a GenBank genome assembly
AUGUUGUACAUUAUAGGAUUAGGUUUAGGAGAUGAAAAGGACAUAACCCUGAGAGGACUCGAGGCUGUGAAGAAAUCUCAGAAAGUAUACAUGGAAGCUUACACUUCUCUCUUAUCCUUCGGUCUCUCUCCUAAUGGCCUUUCCAAUCUCGAAAAGUUCUAUGGGAAACCAAUCAUACUUGCUGAUAGAGAAAUGGUCGAAGAAAAAGCUGGCGAUAUGAUUGCAGAAGCCAUUGACAACGAUGUCGCUUUUCUCGUUGUUGGUGAUCCUUUCGGAGCAACAACGCACAGUGACCUUGUCGUGCGAGCUAAGAAGCUCGGUGUGAAAGUAGAGGUAGUGCACAACGCGUCUGUCAUGAACGCGGUUGGGAUCUGCGGUCUGCAGCUUUACCAUUACGGAGAGACGGUUUCGAUCCCGUUCUUCACCGAGACGUGGAGACCCGACAGCUUCUACGAGAAGAUCAAGAAGAACCGCUCUCUCGGGCUUCACACGCUCUGUUUGCUGGAUAUCAGAGUGAAGGAGCCGACUUUUGAGUCUCUCUGCAGAGGAGGGAAGAAACAGUAUGAGCCGCCGAGGUAUAUGACUGUUAAUACUGCGAUCGAGCAGCUGCUUGAAGUUGAGCGGAAGCGUGGUGGUUCUGUUUAUGGUGAGGAGACGGAGUGUGUGGGGUUUGCGAGGCUUGGCGCUGAGGAUCAGAAGAUAGUCACGGGGACGAUGAAGCAGCUCGAGGGUGUUGAUUUUGGAGCGCCGUUGCAUUGUCUUGUGAUUGUGGGCGAGACUCACCCUGUGGAGGAAGAGAUGUUGGAGUUUUACAAGUACGAAACUGCGAAUUGA